GGAAGAGAAAAAAGAUUUGAUCGCACGAUGAAUCCUGAAAAUUGCAGGGACUGAAUGCAAGAAAAAACUCCGGCAGUGUUUUUACAACUUUCUGUGAUGCUAAUUGCAGCGAGUGUGACUGUUUUUGGUUGGUCCCGUCAAUGUUGAACUUUCGUCUUGCAGAGUUCACGAAAUGGUGGAAUUUCUAACAUUAUAGGAAACUUUCAAUUUUUUUCAUUCUCCAUAUGAAAUUUUUUAAUGGCUUCUUACAUUCUUCAGUUUCGGAAAUACCUACUUAUGUCAUUUGUUGUUAGUUGUUACGCUGUGUGGAUUAAUUUUCUGGAAUCCGAGCUGACAAAACUGUAUUCAACACAUUUUUGUAAAUUACGGCCUCUUUUACAGAAAAUAAAAAAGAAGAAAACUGAGGAUACCUUGUAUUUCUUUUAGCGUUAUGCUGAUUUGAUUAUAAAUUGGAAAAAUCCAUACCUUUCUUUCCCCUGGUCGGAGAAAAAAAUUGUUCGAAAUAUUUACCAGGAAAUGAUGUACUGACUACUGACACCGACACUGUACUUAUUUUUCCCGAAGUAACUCUUGUUAUCUCUAGUAACAGAUUCUUUCUAGUUUCUUUUGAGUAUGAAAAAUAAUAAUUGAAGAUUGAGUACCUAAAUUAAAUUAAAUUACUCAAAAAUGACAAAGAAGUAGUUCCCCUCCUUAACCGAUGACGUCAUAGCAAAAGUUGAAUGUUGAAUGUUUUUGGGGAAUUACCAAUUACGUCAUAGAUUAUUAGGAAUAAACGUAACGUAACGUACAUGAUAAGGUGAGGAAAUGGUUGGGAAAGAUUUUCAUUAUUUUUAAAGUUUUUUUACUCAUUCAAGUUGAAGUUCGAUCGAGUUAUUCGAGUUCGACGUUUGUUUUAACUCAUUUUAAGUUUAUAAUCGUCAAUUUUUGGAGUAAAUUCUAGUAUUGUUCAUUUCAUUUGAUUGAGUUUUUCUUUCAAAAUCAAAAAUGUUGUGUCUAGAUUUAGCUCCAAAUCAAAGAAUUAUCGAUUUAAAAGCUACUUUGAACAGUGGUCAUGAAAUGCCUGUGAUUACUUUGGGAACGUAUCAAAUCACAGGACGUCCUCAAAUUCUUGAAACGUUGGACGCUGCGUUCAAAGCCGGAUACCGUUCCAUUGAUACGGCUGCCGUUUACCGUAACGAACAGGAAAUUGGAUAUGCUUUGAGACAAUUAUUACCAAAACAUGGGCUCAAACGAGAAGAUAUUUUCAUUACUACAAAACUAGCACCCAGUGAUCAUGGUGACGAACUUAGAGUAACACAAGCGGUUACAACGUCCCUGCAGUAUUUGGGUAUAUCGUACAUAGAUCUGUAUUUGAUACACUGGCCUGGUGCCGCAGGAUAUUCACCAUCAGAUCCUUGUAAUUAUACGUUCAGAACAAAUACCUGGAAACAUUUAAUCAAGUUAUAUAACGAAGGUAAAGGUAUCAUAAGGUCAAUUGGUGUAUCCAAUUUCACUGUUGGCCAUCUCAGUCAGUUGCUGCGCGAUACUUCCAUCAUACCAGCCGUAAAUCAAGUGGAGUUUCAUCCACAUUUCCAACAAAGUAAGGAGUUGACAAAUAUCGCAAAGAAGAACGGAAUCAUUUUGCAAGCUUACAGCCCUUUAGGUGGAACUGCUAAUCCUUGUUUAUUGAAGGAUCCUAUCGUUAGCCACGUGGCUCACAGCAAUAAAAUUACACCUGGUCAAACUCUUCUGCGUUACGCUCUACAAAGAGGCUACGCGGUCGUGCCAAAAUCUGUUACUCCGUCUAGAAUCGAAGAAAACUCGCGUCUAGAAAAGGAACUGUCGCAAGAAGAUAUUAAUACAUUAAAUAAUAUCGGACGCAGGGAUAAAUACGCUUGGAACCCAGAGCCUGUUAUGUGAUCUGGGCAUUCUAAAUAACUAAUCCACAUUUACCUUUAAACAUUACUGAAUUUCAAACAUUUAAUCCUAUUUCAUCGUUAAAUUAAAGUUAAAUAACUCCUUUCA
This is a messenger RNA of Planococcus citri (citrus mealybug), 2004 nucleotides long. Its product is annotated as glyoxal reductase-like. The transcript is spliced from 6 exons. Bases 985 to 1899 code for a protein of 304 amino acids. Lineage: Eukaryota; Metazoa; Arthropoda; Insecta; Hemiptera; Pseudococcidae. The record is from RefSeq and is a predicted model, not a curated record. Gene Ontology annotation, molecular function: oxidoreductase activity.